Exophiala bonariae is the source of this 882-nucleotide messenger RNA. RefSeq lists its product as uncharacterized. The record is from RefSeq and is a predicted model, not a curated record. Lineage: Eukaryota; Fungi; Ascomycota; Eurotiomycetes; Chaetothyriales; Herpotrichiellaceae. The transcript has 3 exons. The coding region runs from base 1 to 882 and encodes 293 amino acids.
AUGGCCAAGAAUCUCCUUAUGACCCUCAUAAAUACUGUUUACUCUCCUGAAAGGGCUUUAUUGCCAGACAACACGAUCAUCGAGAAUUCUUCAGUCUCCAAUGCGACACUCGAGCACCUCGUUGACCAAUUUGAUCGGGAAGAACAAAAGAUUCUUUUCGGGCUAUAUACUCAGUUUAAUUCAACACUGGUCCCACGUUAUUUCCGGCCUGUUGUCGAGCUCGUUUUCGAUUUCGUGAAGGAUCAUGAUCGAGAGUUGUGGUUCGAGGGAUUACUCAGAUCACUGGAAGCAUUAACGCCACAUGCUCGCACGGAAGCUACUGUCCUCCUUAACAACCCCGAGGCGAGUUGGACUAAGGUAGAGGCUGCCAAAGAGGAGGAUCGAGCCUUGAGUGCUGAGGUCGAGGCCAUGAUACUACUGACCCCUCAAUUGUUGAGGAAAUGUGGUGAGUUAGUUCGAACUCAACCAAGAGAAAACAACCAAGAUACAAGUUUAUUCGACGCGACCAUGAAGGUCUUGAACCGUUCCCAGUUCAGUCUACAGACCAUGGACUGGAUUAGUUCGGUUGGUUACGAAUUCGCUCUCGCAUGCCAUAGAAACUACGACGCUUUAGACGGUCCGAUUGUGAAACAUUGGCUAAAGGACCCCGAGACUGGCAUAGAUUUGGACCUCUGUAUGAGGGCGCUAGAGGGAGGAGAUCUUUCAGGGAUGACCAAGUGGCGAUUGGCAUUGUUCGCAUCAGUGUGGUACCGGGCUCGUGUGAUGACCACAAAUUCUCUCAAUCCGAAGGCCAAAGUCUUUUUGGAUCUAUGUGAAGAAUAUUGCUACCCCUCUUCCCCGGAUGGAGGAAUACCUGGAAAUGCGACUUCUGGAUCUCUUUGA